AUUUCUGGUGGAAAAGAGUGGUAAGAACGAACAUGAAGUAGCUUGUUUUAUUAAAGGCCCUGCAACUGCUCUGGAGAAUCUGAAGUGUAAGAUAGUCAAUGACAGUAGUUCCUUGGUGGUGGAUGAUUCUGAAGAGCUGGUCAGCAAUGUCAUCAGUAUUGAAUGCUCUGAUUAUAAGAAAACAAUCCCUCUCCCUAUCAACAUUGCAAUCCCAUUUACUUCAUGCUUCAGAGGAAAUUAUCGAGAGAUUAUGGUGAAGGUGACUGAUGUGAACUUACAAUCAAAUUACUUAACUCCUAUUUGUUUGGAGGGAUACCAAGGAAACCAUAAGGAAACCUUUGCCGAAGUGAAAAUUUAUCAGCUAGGUGUUUUUUCUGUGUUGUCAUGCUUAAAGAAAGAAACAUUUACUGUUCCAAAAGUAGGACUCUUACAAAAGCUGAGCGUGGAUUCUAGAAUCUCUUUCUAUUACCCUCCAGAAACGUUCAGUUCUCCAGCAGCCAUGCAGUUAAAGGUUCAACCCAUUGAACCAUCAUUGGUUUCCACAUUGAAAGCAAGACACGAUAUGUACCACUCAGUGGUAUCUACUAGUGCACUGGUUUAUGUUCAGCAUCCUUCAGCCCAACUGUUUAACAGCUCAGUCACUAUUACUUUACCCUGUCCUCCAAAUCCAGAAAAAAAACGACAAGGACAGGAGACAGAACAUGUGAGAGCCAUUAGUGCUACAAUAAAGAGGGUUGCUAUGGCAUACCAUCCUUGGGCUGUGAGUGCUUCUGUGAGAAAAAAUGGGGAGAAUCCCAGUGAUUCUUUGAAAUUAUUGGGUCACAGAAACAAAGAAGAGGGAUGGAAAGUAUUUGAUGAUGUUAUCAUCCAGAAUGCACGGAAUGGGCUUGUAUCAUUUGAAAUAAAUGAACAUUUAGAAAGCUUUGUUGUCGUUCGCCUUUCAUUCCUCUUGGAAAAUGUAUAUCUUCUCCUCUUCGCUCAGGCUCUGGAAGAAGCUGUUUGUAGCACAAUGGCUAAUGUCAUACUGUAUAGGAAAAGAGAAAACCCAUAUAAAAUACUAGUUUUGCUAUCUCCAUCCAAAGAAUUGACCUGUGAACUUCAAAGUCUCCAUGAGGAGGGCUACUUUGGUCCCCCAGAACCUACACAGCAGUUCCCAUUAAGAGAAGGAGAGCAGAUCCAUUUUAGAUUUAGAGGCAAUAUUUGUGCUUCAGAGAAUGGAAAAGAUUUUGGAAAAGCAUACAGGCUGAUUUUUCAUUCACAAAGAAAACCCAGGCUGGAGCUUGAAAUUAAAGAAGUGGAUGAAUUUGGUAACCACAGCUCACCUCAUUACAAAGGAACAGCAGUUUUUUAUAAAAUUACCAGAGAGAUGAUAACCAAGGAAUUGGAACAACGCUUGCCAUAUGGUGACUACCAACACCAGUCUCCACUGUGUAAACUAGCACUAACAUUACCAAAGCAUGAAAAGUUGAUCAACCGUCCACGAAGCACAAAAAGAAUUUCUUCUGAUUCAUCGGAAGCCCUGUGGGACAACUUGUUAUAUUGGCUUGCAGAAGAACUUGCAGAAGAUAAUACAUCAUUGCUUGCUUUACGCUUACCUGUUCGGCAGAGCGUACUUCAGCUUGUUAGGCUGAAGUGCCCUGAUGAUUUAACACAACAGAUCUAUGAGCUGCUUUGCUGCUGGAAAAAGACCCUUCCAAGGUCAGCUGAUAAACAGCAGCUCCUGUCUCGCUAUUUGCGGAAGAGUGGCAGAAGUGAUCUUUCAGAGGAACUUCGUUUUAAGUGGCAAAAUAAAGUGUUCACUUGA
Messenger RNA from Phaethon lepturus (White-tailed tropicbird), 1804 nucleotides. RefSeq names its product death domain containing 1 (gene DTHD1). The record is from RefSeq and is a predicted model, not a curated record. The transcript is spliced from 8 exons. Gene Ontology annotation, molecular function: protein binding. Gene Ontology annotation, biological process: signal transduction. Lineage: Eukaryota; Metazoa; Chordata; Aves; Phaethontiformes; Phaethontidae. The annotation marks the transcript as partial.